This is a messenger RNA of Aspergillus thermomutatus, 612 nucleotides long. RefSeq lists its product as uncharacterized. The record is from RefSeq and is a predicted model, not a curated record. Lineage: Eukaryota; Fungi; Ascomycota; Eurotiomycetes; Eurotiales; Aspergillaceae. The transcript has a single exon. Bases 1 to 612 code for a protein of 203 amino acids.
AUGGUCAAGCUCAGCAAGAUCGUGUGUGGCGUUCUCGCAUGCAUGUUUGUUGAUCCAUGUCUUGCUGGAGACAAUGAAACAACAUAUGUGACUACCACCCCAAUCUUCACGGAAUGGGAUAAUGGAGCGUCCAACAUGACAGUUACCCUGGGUGUUAUCAAUGCGGACUAUGCUUGGAAAUUUGCCAAUGGCACGCUCGACAUCGACCUCGAGAAACGCACUGGUAUCACUAUCACGAAAAUCAAGACCACAGUCAAAGCAGGCACAAAGAUUAUUGCCACAGUGAAGGCGGGGAUUGAAAUUUAUGAGUUUCUGGCUGGGAUUAUCAAGUCCAAGUCAGAUGCGAACAGUUGUACCUUGACUUAUGGUACAGACAUAAGCGGGGACUUAUACUAUGGCUAUGCCUAUAAGGCGACAACCACAGGUAUCAAAUGCGAUACUACGGCGAUAAAGAAGACAAUCCUCUCGGCUGUGGAGAAGUGUGCUACUACCCUGCAUAAUAGUGGCACUACUAUAGGCUGCUGCGCGUUCAACCAUGGUGGCACCUGGCAUGGUCAUCUGCGACUGAGCGCUGAACCAAGCAUUUACCCUGUGCAUACUGUUGAUUGCUGA